AGCCCAAGAAGAAGCUGCGACUUACGCCUCGAGACAGACAGACACGGAGAUGAGCUUGGCGCUUCUGGGAGGCUACUCCUCCGCCGAGGACGACGACCCCGCCGCCGGCGCCGGCGCCGAGCUGAGCGACUCCGGCGGGUCAUCACUAGAGGAGGCCGGAUCCGACGGCGAAGAGGAUUCCGCUCCCCCGAAGCCGGCUGCGAAGCCCCGCCGCGGAGCAAACCCUAGCACUGGCGCCGAUGGAGGCGGCGGGGACUCCUCGCUGCCGUCCGCGUUGGAUGUCUUUGCGGAGAUCUCUGGGCCCCCGGAUUUCCUCAACCGAAGAGUCGCCGAGCCCGAGGAGGCGCGUGAGGCGCUCGGCGUGCUAGAUCGCCGUUCCAAGGAGGGGAGAAAGCUGCCACCCCCUGGUGCAGUUGUGGCGGCAAAACCACAGAUGGUUGCCAUUCGUGAACGAGUGAGCAGUGACAUGAAGAAUGGUGCCAAUCCUCCAGGCACGGUUGUGAAGGCGAAACCACAAUUGGUUGCCACUCAUGAAAGAGUGAGCAGUGACACGAACAGUGGUGCUGAUCCUCCAGGUUCCAUUGAAGGGAAGAGAAAAUUAGGCGCUACAAAUCCUGGUCCAGAAGAUGCUGCCGAUCUUCUAAGAAUGUGUCUCCAAUGUGGUAUACCAAAGACCUAUUCACACGCACAAGGUAUGGUAUGCCCUGUUUGCAAUGAUAGACCGGCGCAGACAAAAGAGCCGGAAAAGAAGAAGGGUUCCGGUAUCAAAGACAAGGAGAAAGUCAAGAGGAUGAGAGGUCAAUCGUCGCAUGCAUCAUGGAAAAGCGAAACUGAGAUGGCUCUGCGGCAACAGUUUGACUGAUUGCUUAGUAGUGGCACCAGGAAUGUUGUAACGAGAUUUAGUAGGUUGUAAAACAGUGGAGAACUUUUGCAGCAAUCCUUUCCUUGUAAGCAAGCUUGUACCACUGGCUCACGGUGGGUUCCAGAUUAUCAUCGUUUGUUUUCUUGUUAUCUGCGCGUGUUGUUUUGAUAAGGUGUCUCCAUUAAUGUUUCCCAGUGAGCACUGUGAGGUCCUGCUUGAA
Molecule: messenger RNA, 1082 nt
Organism: Brachypodium distachyon (stiff brome)
Lineage: Eukaryota; Viridiplantae; Streptophyta; Magnoliopsida; Poales; Poaceae
Exons: 4
Coding region: 50-862 (270 amino acids)
Source: RefSeq, a predicted model, not a curated record